UGAGGCUGCAUAGAGAAAAGGAAGUGAGCGAUCGGAAGCAUUGUAGCUUUACGCCGUGAUUGUGUCUGUCCUGUCACACCACUUUCAGGAAUUUUCUGUCGGAGAUGUCACAUGCAUGGAUGUCCUGACAUGACGCUGCAAUGCACUGAGAAUGCACUGGGUUGAGGAGAAGCCUGGAGCUACCUCAUGGAUUUACCGGGAUGUUUAGGUCCAUACACAUGAGUUGUAUCUGAGUGCAGAAAUGCCUUUGAUGGUUGUGGAGACGAGCUGCAGCCUGAUUGGCUGGUACUUUCUGUAUGUGCUGCUGUGUCACUUGAACAGUGCGAGAGAUUGUGAGUGGAACUGCAGGCUGGUAACUCUGCUCUACGGCAUCCUGCUCGUCUGUGUGACUGCCUACAUUGGCUUCAUUGCUGGGCCAUGGCCUUUCACACACCCAGGCACUGAAAACACAUCUCUCCAGAUCCUGGCUCUUGUGCUCAGCUUAGGAUACUUCCUCUUUGACAUGGCUUGGUGUGUGUAUUUCCGCACUGAGGGUCCGGUGAUGCUGGCCCACCACACCAUGAGCAUCCUUGGAAUCGUGCUGGCACUAGGGCUGGGUGAGUCGGGCAUCGAGACCUGCGCUGUCCUGUUUGGCAGUGAGAUCACCAACCCGCUCCUGCAGGCCCGCUGGUUCCUCAAGCUCAUGGGCCGCUAUGAGAGUUUAGCAGGAGAUGUGGUGGACCUGCUCUUCAUUCUUCUGUUUGCCUCUGUGAGGAUUGGUGUUGGGAGCAGAAUGCUGUAUUGUGAAUUAACCUCUCUGAAGCCAUCGCUUAUAGUGAAAGUUGCUGGAGUGGCUAUUUACACUCUCUCCUGGAUCUUCAUGAUAGACAUUGCACGUUUUGCCUGCAAGAAAACUCGCCCCAAAUACAGGCGAUGGAAGGAACCGUACAAGCUGGAUGAUGCUAAUGGACAUGCUGUUAAAGUCAAAUAGGCCUUUCUAUGCUUUAGGACUGAGAAAAUGGCAUUUUUGUUGAUAUAGCUAGAAAUAUUUUGUUAAUUUAGCAGGGUUCCAUUUUAAUGGAUAUUUAAAA
Molecule: messenger RNA, 1070 nt
Organism: Sinocyclocheilus anshuiensis
Lineage: Eukaryota; Metazoa; Chordata; Actinopteri; Cypriniformes; Cyprinidae
Product: transmembrane protein 136-like
Exons: 3
Coding region: 242-970 (242 amino acids)
Cellular component (GO): membrane
Source: RefSeq, a predicted model, not a curated record